AUCUCAGGCGGGGAGUAACAAUGUCUGUGCCCGUCCUCUGGGUUAGUUGGGAUUUUUUUUGGUGCAGUAGCAAGAGCUGAGUCCCGGGUUGUUGACACCACUCCCCCACACACUAACCUGAGCCCCAGAGCAGCUGCUCAGAGCUUCAGGGCUCGGCUGCUGGAGACGCUAUGGAAAGCUUCAGGAAUAUGGCGUCCAUAGGAGAUUUCGAUCCCAUCCACGCGAGCAUCCCGGCCACCAAAGUGGAAAUCACCAUCUCCUGCAGGAAUCUUUUGGACAGAGAUACAUUUUCUAAGUCAGACCCAAUUUGUGUUUUGUACUUGCAAGGAAUUGGAACGAAGGAAUGGAGAGAGACUGGAAGAACAGAAGUAAUAGACAAUACCUUGAACCCUGAUUUUGUCAGGAAGUUUAUUCUAGAUUACUUCUUUGAAGAACGGCAGAAUCUUCGAUUUGAUUUGUAUGAUGUUGACUCCAAGAGUUCAAAUUUAUCGAAGCACGAUUUCUUGGGUCAAGCAUUCUGCACAUUGGGGGAGAUCGUUGGUUCACAGGGGAGCAGGCUGGAAAAACCUCUUGUGGGAAUUCCUGGAAAGAAAUGUGGAGCAAUUAUUCUAACUGCGGAGGAGCUGAGCAAUUGUCGUGAUGUUGUGGUGAUGCAGUUUUGUGCCAACAAAUUAGAUAAAAAAGACUUUUUUGGAAAGUCAGACCCUUUUCUAGUGUUCUUUAGGAGCAACGAGGAUGGAACAUUUACCAUCUGCCACAAAACAGAAGUUGUAAAGAACACACUGAACCCAGUGUGGCAAGCCUUCUCAAUCCCUGUGCGAGCUCUCUGCAAUGGGGACUUUGACAGAACUAUUAAAAUGGAAGUCUAUGACUGGGACAGAGAUGGAAGCCACGAUUUUAUCGGAGAGUUUACUACCAGUUACAGAGAAUUGUCCAGAGGACAAUCGCAGUUCAAUGUGUAUGAGGUGCUAAAUCCAAAAAAGAAAGAAAAAAAGAAAAAAUACAUUAAUUCUGGAACAGUAACAUUGCUUUCCUUUGCAGUUGAAACUGAGAGCACUUUUCUUGACUUUAUCAAAGGAGGGACACAAAUCAACUUCACAGUAGCCAUUGAUUUUACUGCAUCAAAUGGUCACCCUGCUCAGCCAACCUCUCUCCAUUACAUGAACCCUUAUCAGCUUAAUGCUUAUGCUAUGGCAUUAAAAGCCGUCGGCGAAAUCAUUCAGGACUAUGACAGUGACAAGAUGUUCCCAGCACUUGGGUUUGGUGCCAAGCUGCCUCCAGACGGGAGAAUAUCACAUGAAUUUGCUUUGAAUGGAAACCCUCAAAAUCCGUAUUGCCAAGGAAUUGAAGGGGUGAUGGAGUCUUAUUACCGGACACUAAAAACUGUGCAGCUUUAUGGACCCACCAACUUUGCACCUGUAAUUAAUCAUGUGGCAAGAUAUGCAGCCCCUAUUGAAGAUGGUUCCCAAUACUUCAUUCUUCUCAUCAUUACUGAUGGAGUCAUCUCAGAUAUGGCACAGACAAAGGAAUCCAUUGUCAAUGCCGCUUGUUUUCCAAUGUCGAUAAUUAUUGUUGGGGUUGGACCAGCAGAAUUUGAUGUGUACCCAACAUCAGGGCGCUAUGCAAUGGAGGAAUUAGAUGGGGAUGAGAUUAGGAUAUCCUCAAGAGGCAGAUAUGCUGAGAGAGAUAUUGUUCAGUUUGUGCCAUUCCGGGAUUAUGUUGACAGAACUGGAAACCAUGUGCUGAGCAUGGCUCGACUGGCAAAGGAUGUCCUCGCUGAGAUUCCAGAUCAGUUUCUCUCGUACAUGAAGUCAAGAGGAAUUAAGCCUUCUCCUGCUCCACCCCCAUAUACCCCCCCAGGUCACCUUUUGCAGACACAGAUUUAAAAAUAGUCCUUUCAACAUUCCCAGAUCAGCACUGCUGGCCAGAACCGUUUCCAGUGGCCGAGCCAGUUCCUUUUAUCAGGUUGCACUAAUAAAGACUUAUGGAUGUUGCCAGAUCUCCAUUUUAAAAAAAAGCAUGAAGAGUUUCUGCUGGGCUUCAUGUUGUAUGAUGUUAAGGAUAUUUUCCUCAGCCAAGUAGUAGAGAGGGGGUAUACAAGGGCACACUGAUGCUUUCAUAGGGGCACAAAAAUCCUCUGUUAUAGCUGAAAUAUCUCCCUUUGAACAGUAACCUUGUGAACAUUUCUGAAGAAAGUUUUUUUUAAAAAAGCAAUGGUGUUGGAAAUGAAAAAAGAAAGUUUAAACAUGAAUGGGAAGUCAGAUGCUCAGUUCUUGUAAAUAAUUCUGAGAAUGUGCAGUUCCUCCUUCUUUUAAUGUUUACACGUUGAUUCUUUUUACAGUUGAUUCGUUUUUAUAACCGUAUACUUCCUAUAAAAGCAGUUUUAAAUAUUGAAAUAAUUGUGAUUGCUAGUUUGCUGCACCUCCAUUUGUUUUUGACUACGUCAGAGGGUGAUGCCUGCUUCACUACACAUAAUGACAGUGUGCAUGCCUGUACCUAUCAGGUAAAUGUGCUAGAAAAAAAUAAGUGCACAAACAUGUGACCUUGUGCCCAUGAACUCUUGUUUAUUAAGUUGUCAAAAUGAUUUGUAAUAUGCUUGUUUGGAUCUUACAGCACGUGUUCUCGCUGCAUGUACAGUUUUUAAACAGAAAUGCACUGUUUUGUGAGUAGUGUGUCAGACUAAAAUAAGUACAAGAUGGCCUUAAAUCCUCAGUAAAUAUUAUAAUGACCUUUUGCAUUAUGCCUUUGAAUAUUGAAAAAACACAAAUAGUUUUGUGCCAAUAGUCUAGCGGCUUUUUAUUUUUUCCACUGCAGUGGAAACAUACUGCUUGCUUUAUUUACUAUAUUGUAUUUGUAUGAAAAUUUUGAAAAUUGAUAAGUUUCAAUAACAGGGUCAAAACACAGGGUGGAUUUUUGCAGGGUGAUUGCACAGAAUAAAGAAUAAAACUACUUGUUCUGUUACUACAAA
Molecule: messenger RNA, 2968 nt
Organism: Callorhinchus milii (elephant shark)
Lineage: Eukaryota; Metazoa; Chordata; Chondrichthyes; Chimaeriformes; Callorhinchidae
Product: copine-8
Exons: 22
Coding region: 171-1886 (571 amino acids)
Biological process (GO): cellular response to calcium ion
Cellular component (GO): plasma membrane
Molecular function (GO): calcium-dependent phospholipid binding
Source: RefSeq, a predicted model, not a curated record